Molecule: messenger RNA, 3704 nt
Organism: Punica granatum (pomegranate)
Lineage: Eukaryota; Viridiplantae; Streptophyta; Magnoliopsida; Myrtales; Lythraceae
Source: RefSeq, a predicted model, not a curated record
AAGAAAUGGAAGUUCAUAAUUGAAGCUCUCUCUCCUCUUAAGUCUCUUUUUGGGCAUAAUCCCCUCAAGAAAAUGGAUAAAAUCCUUUAAAAAAAAAUAAGAACUUGCAUCAGCAAGAUCUUAUGUACUUUACUUCGAUUUUCUUUUGUUUUUUCAAUUCUUUUAUCAUUUUUCUCUCGUGAAAAUUGGUUCUUUUUUGUUCUACUUCCAUGUGUCGUCCUCCACCUGAAUCCUGAGCCAUGCCUUCCCUUCAGGACAAACAAACUCUCUUGCAAGCUCCAAUCUUUCUUCCAAUCUCGCCUACCCUUCGAGAAUCCUGAUUCUGGGCCUCUCUCCUUCCGGCAUUUCGUACAGUGAACAGUAUCUCUGAGCUGCCGCAUUGUGGUACGUUGUCCUGUCCCUGCUCUUCUCUGUUCUGUACUGUCCUGAUUCUGCCACCACACAGACCAUGUUUGAGUCUGAGUUUGCUGAUGGGAAGAGAUUAAGGUUUUGUGCGUCACUUGCCUUGUGGUGGCUGCUCACGGUGGCUUACAGUGCCACUGACCCGAAUGACCUCAAAGUCCUUGACGAUUUUAGGAAAGGGUUGGACAACCCCGAGCUUCUUGAGUGGCCCGUCAAUGGCGAUGACCCAUGUGGGCCCCCCAAGUGGCCUCACGUUUACUGUUCGGGUGAUAGGAUUGCCCAGAUUCAGGUCCAGGGUUUGGGGCUGAAGGGGCUGCUGCCUCUCAAUUUCAAUCAGCUCUCAAUGCUCAGCAACAUAGGCCUCCAGAGGAACGGAUUCUACGGUGCGCUCCCCUCUUUCAGCGGGUUGUCGGAGCUCAGGUUCGCUUAUUUGGAUAACAAUAACUUCGACACCAUCCCGCCAGGAUUUUUCGACGGGCUGAGCAGCUUGCAGGUCUUGGCCUUAGACUACAACCCGCUCAAUAAGACCAGCGGGUGGUCGUUGCCCCCUGAGCUGGCGACAUCAGCCGAAUUGACGAACCUCUCCCUUAUAAAUUGCAACCUUGUGGGCCCGCUCCCUGGUUAUCUGGGCGAGUUGCCAUCUCUCACAGUUCUGAAACUCUCGUACAAUCGGUUAUCGGGUGAGAUCCCAGCGAGCUUCAAUCAGUCUAUGACGCAGAUUCUGUGGUUGAAUGAUCAGGACGGUGGAGGGAUGAGUGGUACAUUAGAUGUGAUUCCCUCGAUGCUAUCACUAACUCAGCUUUGGCUUCAUGGGAACCGAUUCUCGGGGACGAUUCCAGAGAAUAUUGGAGCCUUGAGCUCUCUUAAGGACCUAAACCUCAACCAGAACCAGCUCGUGGGUCCCAUUCCCGAGAGUCUGGCUCGUAUGGAGCUUGAAAAGUUGGACUUGAACAACAACUUGUUUACGGGCCCGAUACCAAAGUUUAAAUCGGUUAAUGUCUCUUGUGAUUCGAACUACUUCUGUCUGCCUGACCCGGGAAUUCAGUGUGCUCCUCAAGUUAAUGCACUUUUGGGUUUCGUUGCUGCUGUUAAUUACCCGGAGAAUCUUGUCAAUCAGUGGACUGGUAAUGAUCCGUGUGAAGGCCCGUGGUUUGGGUUGAGUUGCAAUUCGAUGUCUAAAGUGUCCAUCAUCAAUCUCCCUAGGCAUAACCUAAGUGGUACUCUCAGUCCUUCAGUUGCGGACUUGGAUUCACUUCUCGAGAUCAGGCUUGCAGGCAACCAGUUACAUGGCCAAGUUCCUGAGAACUAUACUGAACUCAAGUCAUUAAGAUUGUUGGAUUUAAGUGGAAACAGUCUCCAGCCUCCGUUGCCCAAGUUCCGGAACAGCAUAAAGGUUGUGAUUGAGGGAAAUCCUUUAUUGGUCAACCAAAAAAUGCCGAGACCGGGGCCCUCUGCAGCACCGUCUCCCGAUAGUUCACCAUCUCCAACAAAUAGAACAUCAACAAGUGACCCACUUCCAACGAAUUCGAAAGGCUCAAAGACCCCUCUCAAGGGCUCGAACUCUGGACCUGCUCCGACCCAAGUUCAACCUCAAAUGAGAAGAAACAGACACUACAAACUCAUUCUGGUGGGCUUUUCCGUUCUAAUGAUAGUCCUCCUUGUGAUUCUUUUAUCGGUAUAUUGUUGUUGGAAGGGGAAGAAGAAAGCCAGUGUCGAGGCUCCAAGCUCUAUUGUUGUGCAUCCCAGAGACCCAUCAGACCCAGAGAAUCAAGUCAAGGUAGUGGUUUCCGAUCAUACCAAUAUGAGCCUUUUUACCCAUAGUUCUGGAAGCAGACACAGCACUGGGACAGAAAAUUCUCACAUGGUAGAAGGUGGAAAUAUCAUCAUCUCCGUUCAAGUUCUUAGUAAGGUGACAAAGAAUUUCUCGCCGGAAAAUGAGCUAGGACGAGGCGGAUUUGGGACUGUUUACAAGGGAGAGCUCUAUGAUGGAACCAAAAUCGCCGUGAAGAGGAUGGAAGCUGGGCCGGCAAGCAGCAAGGCCCUAGAUGAGUUCCAGUGCGAGAUUGCUGUGCUAUCAAAAGUUCGGCACAGGCACUUGGUCUCCCUUCUUGGGUACUCGAUCGAGUCUAAUGAGAGGCUCUUAGUUUACGAGUACAUGCCUCAGGGAGCUCUCAGUAGACACCUAUUCCAUUGGGAGGCGAACGGGCUCGAGCCCCUCUCAUGGAAGAAGAGGUUCACAAUUGCCUUGGACGUGGCCAAAGGGAUGGAGUAUCUCCAUAGCCUUGCAGGCCAGAUUUUUAUACACCGUGACCUUAAGUCCUCGAAUAUUCUUCUCGGAGAUGAUUUUCGGGCCAAAGUUUCUGACUUUGGGCUCGUAAAACUCGCACCUGAUGGAGAGAGGUCUGUCACAACCCGACUUGCCGGUACUUUUGGGUACCUUGCUCCCGAAUAUGCUGUUAUGGGGAAGAUCACUACGAAAGUGGACGUGUUCAGCUACGGAGUGGUGCUGAUGGAACUCCUGACGGGAUUGACAGCCCUCGAUGAGAGCCGCCCAGAGGAGAGUCGCUACCUGGCUGAGUGGUUCUGGCGGAUCAAAUCGAGCAAGGAGAAACUCACCAAGGCUCUCGAUGGGGCAGUCGAGGCGAAUGAGGAGACCCUGGAGAGCAUAUCCAUAGUGGCUGAUCUUGCAAGCCUAUGCACUGCACGGGAGCCCAACCACAGGCCGGACAUGGGCCACGUGGUUAAUGCACUGACCCCACUGGUUGAGAAAUGGAAGCCGACGAACGAUGAGUCAGAUUCUCCUUUCGGGAUCGAUUUUGGCCUCCCACUACCGCAGAUGUUGAAGGUUUGGCAGGAAACAGAGAAGAAUGAAUCGGGUAGUACUACUACUCUUGAUGACAGCAGCGGAAGCAUUCCUGCCCGACCCACUGGGUUCGCGGAGUCCUUCACUUCAGCAGAUGGUCGAUGAGUAACAAAGGUGAUUAUAUAUUACUGCAAAUUGCCAUGCGUCUUUCACUUGAGAUUACUCCCUAUAUUUUCCAGGACGGCCUCGGUCGUUUGAUGUAUGUAGCAUUAUUUUUAACUCGUUUGUUCUUCCUUAUGCGUCUCUGUUUCAUUCUGUAACUUGAAAGAGGAGUGGAUUCAGUUCAUUAGUUAUGCAGAUACAGACAAGUUUCAUCACAGUGAAUACGUAUAGUGUCUUUGUUGAUGUUGCUCUGCUGCAUUGAGUUUCAAGAUGCAUGUACCUUGUGUAUGUUCGGAGCCCAUUGAAAUAUAUGAAACACCCAAUUCUUAUCUGCCGA